Molecule: messenger RNA, 2502 nt
Organism: Nomascus leucogenys (northern white-cheeked gibbon)
Lineage: Eukaryota; Metazoa; Chordata; Mammalia; Primates; Hylobatidae
Source: RefSeq, a predicted model, not a curated record
GCCAAUAGGAGCCGCGCUGGCUGGAGAGUAAUGUUACAGAGCGGAGAGAGUGAGGAGGCUGCGUCUGGCUCCCGCUCUCACAGCCAUUGCAGUACAUUGAGCUCCAUAGAGACAGCGCCGGGGCAAGUGAGAGCCGGACGGGCACUGGGCGACUCUGUGCCUCGCUGAGGAAAAAUAACUAAACAUGGGCAAAGGAGAUCCUAAGAAGCCGAGAGGCAAAAUGUCAUCAUAUGCAUUUUUUGUGCAAACUUGUCGGGAGGAGCAUAAGAAGAAGCACCCAGAUGCUUCAGUCAACUUCUCAGAGUUUUCUAAGAAGUGCUCAGAGAGGUGGAAGACCAUGUCUGCUAAAGAGAAAGGAAAAUUUGAAGAUAUGGCAAAGGCGGACAAGGCCCGUUAUGAAAGAGAAAUGAAAACCUAUAUCCCUCCCAAAGGGGAGACAAAAAAGAAGUUCAAGGAUCCCAAUGCACCCAAGAGGCCUCCUUCGGCCUUCUUCCUGUUCUGCUCUGAGUAUCGCCCAAAAAUCAAAGGAGAACAUCCUGGCCUGUCCAUUGGUGAUGUUGCGAAGAAACUGGGAGAGAUGUGGAAUAACACUGCUGCAGAUGACAAGCAGCCUUAUGAAAAGAAGGCUGCGAAGCUGAAGGAAAAAUACGAAAAGUUCUAGUUAUUUCUGGAGUUGCUGUGGAUCUACAGAUACGUGAUAUUUUGGUAUAACUAGAAUCUUGAUUUCUUUCAUAAAGUUCUGCCAUGUUCUAUUUCUUUCCUUAAUGUUUUUUUCUUCCCUACUGUUUUAUCCUCCCUUUGCUUUGGAAGGAUAUUGCUGCAUAUCGAGCUAAAGGAAAGCCUGAUGCAGCAAAAAAAGGAGUUGUCAAGGCUGAAAAAAGCAAGAAAAAGAAGGAAGAGGAGGAAGAUGAGGAAGAUGAAGAGGAUGAGGAGGAGGAGGAAGAUGAAGAAGAUGAAGAUGAAGAAGAAGAUGAUGAUGAUGAAUAAGUUGGUUCUAGCGCAGUUUUUUUUUUUCUUGUCUAUAAAGCAUUUAACCCCCCUGUACACAACUCACUCCUUUUAAAGAAAAAAAUUGAAAUGUAAGGCUGUGUAAGAUUUGUUUUUAAACUGUACAGUGUCUUUUUUUGUAUAGUUAACACACUACCGAAUGUGUCUUUAGAUAGCCCUGUCCUGGUGGUAUUUUCAAUAGCCACUAACCUUGCCUGGUACAGUAUGGGGGUUGUAAAUUGGCAUGGAAAUUUAAAGCAGGUUCUUGUUGGUGCACAGCACAAAUUAGUUAUAUAUGGGGAUGGUAGUUUUUUCAUCUUCAGUUGUCUCUGAUGCAGCUUAUACGAAAUAAUUGUUGUUCUGUUAACUGAAUACCACUCUGUAAUUGCAAAAAAAAAAAAAAAGUUGCAGCUGUUUUGUUGACAUUCUGAAUGCUUCUAAGUAAAUACAAUUUUUUUUAUUAGUAUUGUUGUCCUUUUCAUAGGUCUGAAAUUUUUCUUCUUGAGGGGAAGCUAGUCUUUUGCUUUUGCCCAUUUUGAAUCACAUGAAUUAUUACAGUGUUUAUCCUUUCAUAUAGUUAGCUAAUAAAAAGCUUUUGUCUACACACCCUGCAUAUCAUAAUGGGGGUAAAAUUAAGUUGAGAUAGUUUUCAUCCAUAACUGAACAUCCAAAAUCUUGAUCAGUUAAGAAAUUUCACAUAGCCCACUUAACAUUUACAAACUGAAGAGUAAUCAAUCUACUCAAAGCAUAGGAUUAUUAGAAUCAAACAUUUUGAAAGUCUGUCCUUGAAGGACUAAUAGAAAAGUAUGUUCUAACCUUUACAUGAGGACUCUAUUCUUUAACUCCCAUUACCAUGUAAUGGCAGUUAUAUUUUGCAGUUCCCACAUUAAAGAAGACCCGAGAAUGUAUCCCCAAAAGCGUGAGCUUAAAAUACAAGACUGCCAUAUUAAAUUUUUUGUUGACAUUAGUCUCAGUGAAGACUAUGAAAAUGCUGGCUAUAGAUGUCUUUUCCCAUUUAUCUAAAUAUGGACUGCUCAGGAAACGAGACUUUCCAUUACAAGUAUUUUUAAUUAAUUGGGCCAGCUUUUAAAACAAAGAUGCCACAUUCAAAAUAGGGUAUAUUUUCCUAUAUUAUGGUUUGCCCCUUUAUAAAUCCAAGUAGAUAGGAGGAAAGAAGACACCUAAACUUUGCAUCUCAGUAUGAAUUAUUCAAUUUAUUUGAAUGAUUUUUCUUUACAAAACAAACUCAUUCAUUAGUCAUGUUUAUCUGCUUAGCAGUUUAGGGAACAAUUUGGCAAUUUUGUGGUUUUCGAGAAUAUCGUUUUCUUAAAGUGCCAGUAUUUUAAAAUAGCGUUCUUGUAAUUUUACACGCUUUUGUGAUGGAGUGCUGUUUUGUUAUAUAAUUUUGACUUGGAUUCUUUCCAUUUGCAUUUGUUUAUGUAAUUUCAGGAGGAAUACUGAACAUCUGAGUCCUGGAUGAUACUAAUAAACUAAUAAUUGCAGAGGUUUUAAAUA